UACAGGAAGUGGAUGUUUGUCCCUAGAUGAAGGUUCAGGGUUUUAGCAUUAGCAGUAUAACGAUACAGGAAGUGGAUGUUUGUCCCUAGAUGAAGGUUCAAGGUUUUACCAUUAGCAGUAUAACGAUACAGGAAGUGGAUGUUUGUCCCCAGAUGAAGGUUCAGGGUUUUACCAUUAGCAGUAUAACGAUACACAGAGUGGAGGUUUGUCCCCAGAUGAAGGUUCAGGGUUUUAGCAUUAGCAGUAUAACGAUAUACGAAGUGGACGUUUGUCCUCAGAUGAAGGUUCAGGGUUUUACCAUUAGCAGUAUAACGAUACACAGAGUGGACGUUUGUCCUAGAUGAAGGUUCAGGGUUUUACCAUUAGCAGUAUAACGAUACACGAAGUGGAGGUUUGUUCCCAGAUGAAGGUUCAAGGUUUUACCAUUAGCAGUAUAACAAUACACAGAGUGGAGGUUUGUCCUAGAUGAAGGUUCUGGACGUUGUGGGWCUGUCAUGGUUGACACGUCUCGUGGGUUCCAAAUAAUGAGGUUUUCCCAGAAAGGUUUUCUCCAGGUGUUUCAGGGAGGUUCUGACUGAUUGURGAGGAGCAGUGUGGUUUUCAUCUGGGUCACACAAAGCAGUCAGUGAGGGGUACUUCAGGAGAACUUGGUGAUGRCGGUCUUAAACCAAACCAGAAGCUGUUUCUGUAUCCUGUUCACCAGAUGGCUUUAGCCAACGUUCUGACCAAGGUCAGCCUUUUAUGGUUUUCAGACUCCUACUGUGGGCCGGCUGUGGAAGAGUGGUUAGCUGUCGUCUUGUAACUGGUGGGUUGCCAGUUCAAUUCCUUGUUCCAGCUGUCCUGGGCAUCCUUGGGCAAGACACUUCCCCCACCUUACCCAUUGAUGGUGGUCCGACGGUUCAGUGGCACAGUAGGGCAGCCCCAGAGCAGCUGUGGUUACAGUGUCGUUUAAUGUCGAUGUCAAAUUUAUUUGUACAGMACAUUAACAACAAAAACUGACUAAAGUGCUUCACAGUUCAGUCAAGACACAAAAAAACAAAAGGACAGAUGCAAAUACAGAAACAAUAUAUGAAAAAGAAGUUACGUUUCUGCUGCAAGCUGAAGAGUUCACAUUAGGACUUUUGUUCAUGAGWGGCAGGACAUGGAGAGAGCUAGAUCACCAAACAAAGGCCUGGAGAUAAGCUGGAAGGGUAGCACUGGUUUUACUGGUACAACCCUGACCGGUGGUCAUCAGGUCCAAGUGAAAGGACCAGAUCUGACCUGAGCAGCUGAAAUGAGCUGAUGACCGGACUCAGCCUUAGACCAGGUUUCCUGAGUACUGGAGACCAGGCAGCCAAGGGCAACUACGGUCUCCUGGAUCAGAUCCAGGCUCUCAGGUGGAUCAAAGAGAACAUCCAGGCCUUUAAAGGAGACCCGAAGAGAGUCACCAUAUUUGGUUCUGGUGCCGGAGCGUCCUGCGUCAGUCUGCUGACACUCUCACAUUACUCAGAAG
Messenger RNA from Austrofundulus limnaeus, 1492 nucleotides. RefSeq names its product neuroligin-4, Y-linked. Gene Ontology annotation, molecular function: neurexin family protein binding. The record is from RefSeq and is a predicted model, not a curated record. NCBI's taxonomy places the organism in Eukaryota, Metazoa, Chordata, Actinopteri, Cyprinodontiformes, Rivulidae. Gene Ontology annotation, cellular component: membrane.